Molecule: messenger RNA, 3579 nt
Organism: Puccinia triticina
Lineage: Eukaryota; Fungi; Basidiomycota; Pucciniomycetes; Pucciniales; Pucciniaceae
Exons: 15
Coding region: 1-3579 (1192 amino acids)
Biological process (GO): protein deubiquitination; regulation of protein stability
Cellular component (GO): nucleus; cytosol
Molecular function (GO): protein binding; cysteine-type endopeptidase activity; cysteine-type deubiquitinase activity
Source: RefSeq, a predicted model, not a curated record
AUGACUGUCUCGGUUGAUGAUCCCAAAGCAUUUGCAGCAAGGCACUUGAUUGAUUUAGGAAUCCCAGUAGAAGAUGCCAAGAAAUACAGCUGGAAAAUAUCCGGCUUUGAUGACAUCAACAAAAUACCGAGAGGCAAUUCAGUCUCAAGUGGUACGUUUACUGUCGGUGGUUAUCAAUGGAGCAUGUUCUGUUAUCCUCGGGAUCGCAAGGAAGGAAACGACAUGGUUUCGGUUUUCUUGAAAUGUAGGGGUCCACAAAAACAGAUCGACAGCUGGCAUGCUUGCGCCCAGUUUGUCUUUGCGAUUUCCAACCCAACGGACGGAACCUGCUACGUCGUUUCUUCAUCGAGCGAAUUCCGAUAUAAGGAUUCUAAAUUCGGGUGUGGGGUGGAGCCCUUUGUAAAGCUACGGGAGCUUCGCAUUGCAAACGGAUCACGCGUCAAGCCUAUCAUUGAGGAUCAUGAAGUCAUCAUAACUGCAUUUGUUCGAGUGCUUAAGGACGAAAGCGGGUUACUAUGGCAUGACUUUGUGGACUACGACUCGAAAAAAUACACAGGUUAUGUUCCCUUGAAAAACCUAAGACUUGCAUCCCACCUAGACCCCAUACUGCAGUCUCUCUUCCUGACAAAUUCCUUUCGUAAAGCUGUUUACCAAAUUCCAACCGCGCACGACGGUCGGGAUUCAGUAGUCUUGGCUCUUCAGCGCGUCUUGUAUCAAUUGCAAACAUCCGAUGAGUCUGUUGGGACAGCUGAGUUGAAGAAAUCUCUAGGAUGGAAGGCUUCGGAUGCUUCUCAGCCGUACGACGCCCAAGAAUUCACGCGCUUGCUUCGGCAUAAACUGCAUGGCAGAAUGAAAGGUACUCCCGCUGAGGAUGCCUUCCGACAUCUCAUGGCUGGAAAACGUAAAAGAUAUAUCAAAUCCGUCGACAAUGAUCAUGAGAUUAGCCAAGAGGAAACUUUCUUUGAUGUUGAACUUAAUAUCAAAGAUCUUCAGGGAGGGCCAUUCAAAACGCUGCAAGACUCUUUCAAAGCUUACGUAGCGCCACGGAAAAUCGAUAGCGACAAGCGAUACCACGCCGGUAUUGAGCAUGGUCUAAAAGAUGCUGAAGAAGGAACCAUCUUCAUAGAGUUCCCCCAUGUUCUCCAUCUCCAUCUCAAACGGUUGGAGUACAAUUUGCAGGAGGACAAGCAGGUUAAGAUCAAUGAUCAACUUGGAUUUCCAUUCGAGCUGGAUCUCGCACCUUACCUAGACGAGUCAGCUGACAAAACAGCCAACUGGAACUAUCGGUUACACAGCGUAUUGGUCCAUUCCGAAGAAGACCAAGAGCCUGAGAAGCACUAUGCCCUCAUCAAACCACGUCCUGAAUCAAAGUGGUAUAAAUUUGAUGACCAACGGGUGAUUCCGGUCACUGAUCGAGAAGUUUUGAAGAGUGGUACCCAUAGUUCGAGAAACGCUCACAUGUUGGUGUAUGUUAGAGAAACCGAAGAAGCGGAUAUCCUUGCUCCGAUUACCCUGGCCGACACUCCUAUUCAUCUCAGAUCCUCAUUGCAAAAGGAGCAGAUAGAGCGUUACCAGAAAAUGAGAGAGGAAGAAGAGAUGGGCCUGUACCUCACCACAAAGAUCGUCACAGAGAAAACCUUCCGCGCUCAUCAAGGCUUUGAUAUGGCGCUGUUUGAUGCCAAAAAUAUGCCUCCCUCCGACCUUCCGACAUUCCGAGUUGCUAAACAAGAACGCUUUUUGGACUUUAAAUCAAGACUUGCACAAAACCAAGGCCACCAACCUGAGCAAAUUCGGCUUCGUCCAUUGUUUGCACCGGAAGAGCGACCGCGUGUUGCUGUGCCUGAAGAUGAUCAUACACUGACAAUGGAGAGUGUGCGUCAAAUGGCCCCGUCAGAUCAAGAUCUCCAUCUUUACCUUGAAGUUAUCGACCCAGCGCAUGAGGCACAGGCUGCUGAAGUCGAGGAAAAGCAGUUGAUGAUCUUUCUGAAGUAUUUCAAUGUUUCGGAUCAGACAUUAUCCGGGAUCGGUCACUUUUGGGUUAAGGAGGGUCAAAAGGGAACAGACUUGGUCCCUCUCAUCAAGAGCCGCAUGGAGUUUCCUGAGGACCGGCGCCUCAAGAUUUACGAGGAAAUCGCGCCGGGGCAAGUUAAUCUGAUUGACCUCAAUACUAUCUUCACGGAAACUGAAAUGGCGGAUGGAGACAUCAUUUGCUUUGAACUCGAAUUUUCCAACGAAGAACUUGAAAAUCUUGGGAGAAAGCGACUGUAUCUCGAUCCCGUGUCGUUUUAUGAUUUUUUGGCAAAUAGGGUUCUGGUUCAAUUCAAACCUCGUCAUACCGCCAUGGCCAAGACGAUUGAGUUUGACAUCCCACUGAGCAGGACGCUUUCAUAUUCGCAGAUGGCUCACCUCGCGGGAGAAAAGUUACAACAAAACCCGGCGAAGCUCCGAUUCACUAACAGUGACCAAGGCGAACCCCAGCGCGUCAUCCGACAAGAGGGCACUGUGGCCAACAUGAUUGAGUCGCCGGACAACAAUUCCAUCAAUAACAUUGUGUUUUACGAACUCUUGGACUUGCCUGUCGAUGAGAAUGAAACGGAACGCAAGGUUAAUAUUACGUGGACUGGUGCUCACAACCGAGAAGAGGGAAGGUAUUCGUUCUUUGUGCCGAAGACUUCUUCAGUGCAGGAUGUGAUCGAUAAACUUUCGCAACUUUCGACAUGGGUCAAAUUUCCCAAAAAUUCCUCCCGAAAAAUCAAACUUUUUACUUUCCGUGACGGUCAGAUCGAAAAACAGUUUUCGGGAGAAGAGCUCUUGUCAGAUGUGUUCGAUCUCGAAGAUCUCUACGCGACCGAAGCUAAGACGACGGUAGCACAGUAUGACCCGGUAGGAAUGCUCAAAAUGCUUGAAUUUGUUACAAAGCUAAACGCGGAUGGAACCAACUACCAAGCUUGGCUCAGGACGGUGGAUAGUAUUUUAGGAAUGGCUACUGGGAAGGUGAAUCUGUUGACAUCGCCGGACCAGACGAUAGGGCCCGCGGAAGACCUGAUCAUCAAACAAGCGAUGGCGGCCUCGGUAGACAAUGCACUUGUACUCACAGUCCUCGAAGCCGAAAGUGGAAUGAUGGCCUUCGAUAAGAUCAAGAAGCGCUGGAACAGUCGAAGUAAACAGAUUACCAUCAUGAAAGAGAUCCUGCGGACAAGGUUCAAGAUUUGCGACACGACCGCAGACAUCGGAAGCCAUUUCCGGGCGAUCCGGGAUCUAGCCGGAAACUUAUUCAGAUCGGGGUUUGAGCUCACCAAGGAAUCAUUCAUCGGUCUCUUUUUCCAUCUUUCGCUACCCAGACUCGAUAUCCGUCCUUUUGUGAACAUCUCUCGCAGAAUUGACGCACAAUCUGGAGGUGCGGGAACAAUUUCCAAUGAUCAGUUGGUUCGACUUACUCGAACCGAGCUGGCAAACUUCCGUCGAAAUCACCAGAUCACUUUAUGCCAACCGAAUACCAGGCCGACUGGACAUUCUACACCCGGGGGUCAAAAUAACAGUGGUGAAUUACACAAGUUAAAGCGAUGUCACAAGUGCUAA